AUGGCAAAGUUACUGGAAGAGUUAGAGUCUCUUGUUCGUGAGUUAGUUGAGGAAAGGAAGUGGAUUUUAAGCAGAGUCAGUGAACAUCUGAAGCAGGAGUAUCCUGGAACCAGAGGGUUGAGUCUUAGAAGCGUAGAGAGGUUCUGUCAAUUGAAGGACAUUCAUCAUCGUACAAGUAGAUUAAAUGACACAACCCUUGAUCAUGUCGUUUCUGAUGCCAUUAAUAUGGUGGGGCCUACUUAUGGCCGUAAAACUAUGACUGGACUAUUGAGGUCACGUGGGAUUUCUGUGAGUAAAGCUAGAGUUGGAACCUCAUUACGGCGUGUUGAUCCGACUCAUCACAUACACAGAAGCAGAGUCACAAGGAGACAUCUAAAUCCUGUUCCCUAUCACGCUGAUUACUUUGGCCAUAAACUUCACAUUGACCAGAACGAGAAGCUAGUCAUGUUUGGAGUGACACACAUCUGCGCUGUUGAUGGCUUUAGUGGAAAGAUUGUCGGUUUCAUUACUAUGCCAGUGAAGAACUGCCUUGAAAUCUAUCGGCAUCUUUAUAGACCUUUGACAUUAGAUUAUGGACUAUGGGACCAGAUACGCGUCGAUCAUGGGAAGGAGUGGCAUCUCAUGUUAUUUAUGCAGGAGCAGUUAGCGAAUUAUCGCUACAAUUAUGAUCGUGCCCCUCACUUACAGACAACAUCAAAACUGAAUCAUUGUGUGGAGCGACUUUGGGUUGAAAUUAAUAAGCGUGUUAAUUACCCGAAAAAAUUAUGUUUAAUUCAUUUAGAGGAAAGAGGAGAAAUUGAUAUGGAUGAUCUGUUGGUGAAGUUUUGUGUUUCGUUAUUCACAAUAAGAGUUGCUAUUGUUGGUACAACUAUGGCAACAUCUGCUUGGAAUGAACAUUCUGUGCCUGGGCAAGGAAUACCAAAUGAGAGAAUGCUACGUGCUAAUCAUGUUGCGCCUAUUGAUCCAAAUAUUCUUCCAGAAACAGAGGUUGCUGUUGAACAGAUGGAAUCAUUGGGAUCACACCUGACUCGCUUUAGCCCAUUUGGACAAGACCCACUGGAAGGACAUGGCCAUUUUUGUCGACAGAGAGAUGAACAGUUCGAGGCUCGUUUUCCAAACUACGAUGACUUUUUCCAUUCUGUUGCAAAUAGUGACUUUACCUUAUUUCGUCAGGGAUUAUUAUACACUAUUGAAAUCACCAGGCAUCUUGAAUUGCAAUUAAAUAAUACAUAACUUAGUUUGACACAAGAAACAAUAGAAAACCUUAUA
This is a messenger RNA of Amphimedon queenslandica, 1269 nucleotides long. RefSeq lists its product as uncharacterized. NCBI's taxonomy places the organism in Eukaryota, Metazoa, Porifera, Demospongiae, Haplosclerida, Niphatidae. The record is from RefSeq and is a predicted model, not a curated record. The transcript has 5 exons. Bases 1 to 1233 code for a protein of 410 amino acids.